GUUUUGGCGGGAAAUUUUGGUCAUCCAUGCGCAAGAUCGAAGCUCCAAAGUGGAAUGGAACACCCGCGUCAUUUGGGUAUUUUAUUUUUCCAAUAAUUUGCUCCGGUCCGACGAAACAAUGGAUUCCGAUUCAGACUCAGAUGCUUCUCAUGUCUCCGCUACGCCCCCCAGAGAAGAGCCUCCAUCAGCCUUGCCUUCACAUCCGCCGCCGCCGACGAAGAAACCUGUUCUCGUUCCUAAUAAAUUGAAAUCGUCUUCCUCGUCUUGCUUGAAAUAUUCAAAACCCAAAUUACGCUCUUCAAGACCAACAAAAGCGUCGUCCAAACCGGAAUUCACUCAAGAAGAAUUGCCUGGUAACUCCUUUGGCCACCCUACUCCACCCUUCCAAAUCCGUCGACCUUCUGACUGUGUUACCCAACUGUCAACUGCGCAGUACUUUGAAACCCUCCCAGCUGGCUACUUCUCCAAGUCCGUGUCUUUCUCGAAAAUUCGAAGGCCAUUCCUCAGUUUUGCAGAUUCAUCUGGAAAUGAACCUCCCCUUGAUUUUGCAUCUAAUCCAGGCCUCAAGAACGAGAGUAAUGAAAGUUAUUAUCAGCAGGGUGAUUCUAUUCCUCUAGGUUUAGAGGGAAAAAGUCUAAGUGCAAGGAAUAUGACAAAAUUAGGAAAGAGACAUCCUAAUCUCAUUGGAGCUAAUGUGCCGGCGCCAUCUAUAAAGGUGCGAAAAUGUGGCAGCGAGGGAAAUUUUGUGAGGUUGAACCUGAAUAGCAAGAGGUGGAAGUCUCGGAACCGUGGGAAAAAGAAAAAUUUUGCAUAUAGUAAGCGUAGAAGUUACAUGAGAGAUAAAGUUAAAUCGAAACAUGAAGAUGAGGAUCAAAUGCAGUCGGUCUACGAGCCCAAGGAGGAUACGUUUGUAGUGCGGACAGCGCAAAAGAAGUCCAGGGAUCCUCGUGGAACCAAAGAAUUUAAUUGCGAAAUGAUUGAAGAGGCGAUUUCAGCAGUUCGAGAUGUCCCAUCUGACGAGAACCUGGUGAAGUUGCUACAAUUAGUUUAUGGCCACGAUGCUUUUCGGGAUGGUCAGUUGGAGGCAAUCAAGCUGGUACUUGCUGGAAAGUCGACUAUGCUUAUUUUGCCCACUGGUGCUGGAAAGUCCCUGUGUUAUCAGUUACCUGCAAUGAUUUUACCUGGAAUUACCCUGGUCGUCAGUCCAUUGGUAGCCUUGAUGAUUGAUCAACAAAGAAAAUUGCCUCCUAUGAUUAAUGGAGGGUUUCUAUGCAGCAGUCAGACACCUGAAGAAUCCUCUGAAACGCUGAAGCAGCUUCAAGAAGGUGCAUUAAAGGUGCUUUUUGUCUCACCAGAGAGGUUACUGAAUGAAGAGUUCAUGUCAGUAAUUUCUUCCUCUUCAACUGUUUCUCUUGUUGUGGUUGAUGAAGCCCAUUGUAUAUCUGAAUGGUCACACAAUUUUCGCCCUUCAUUCAUGAGGCUCAGGGCAUCUUUUCUCCGCAAUAAGCUAAAUGCAGGUUCUAUUCUGGCAAUGACAGCGACUGCUACAGCCAUAACUUUAAAUUCCAUCAUGUCUGCUUUAGAUAUUCCUUGCACAAAUCUUAUUCAGAAGACAAAGUUAUCGGAUAAUUUGCAUUUAUCUGUUUCCUUAGCAAGAAAUAGAAUGAAAGACUUGUUGAUGCUGAUCAAGUCUCCUCCAUAUGUGGAAGUUCAAAGCAUCAUCAUAUACUGCAAAUUUCAGUCUGAAGCUGAUAUAAUUAGCAAAUACUUGAGUGACAACAAUAUCUCUGCGAAGAGUUAUCAUAGCAGUAUCCCUGCAAAGGAGCGUAGCUAUGUGCAGGAGUUGUUUGGUUCCAACAAGAUCAGGGUGGUUGUUGCAACUGUUGCAUUUGGCAUGGGAUUAGACAAAAGGGAUGUUGGAGCUGUAAUUCAUUACAGUCUGCCAGAAAGUCCUGAGCAUUAUGUGCAGGAGAUUGGACGUGCUGGAAGGGAUGGGAGGUUGUCCUUUUGCCACCUAUUUUAUGAUGAUGAGACAUAUGUCAAACUCCGUAGUCUAAUGUACAGUGAUGGAGUAGAUGAAUAUGCGGUGAACAAGUUCCUCUGCGAAGUAUUUCCUGCUGACAGAAUUUCCAACGGCCAAAUAUGUUCCUUGAUCAAAGAAUCUGCUUCACGCAGGUUUGAUAUAAAGGAAGAGGUGAUGCUGACACUUUUGACGCGCUUGGAGCUGGGCAAUGUGCAGUACAUACGUUUACUUCCACAGAUAAAUACCACUUGCACUUUGAGUUUUCACAAGACUCUCCCUACAUUACUUGCCCAAAAGGACUCUGCUGUUGCUGCAAUUCUGAAAAGGUCUGAAAAUAAGCAAGGGCUAUAUGUCUUUGACAUGCCCUCUGUGGCUAAUGACAUGGGAGUUACAGUUGUUGAGCUAUCAAAUCAAUUGCACAAUCUAAAGUUGCUUGGAGAAAUAACUUUUGACACGAAGGACUCGGCCUAUUGCUAUAUCAUUGUCAAAGCACCAACAGAUUUUUUUUCGUUGUCGGCAGAUCUUACACGAUGGUUAUAUGAGUUUGAAGGAUCAAAGGUACGGAAACUGGAUGCAAUGUUUGAUGCGGCAUAUCAUGCAGUAAAUAUUUGUGACAAGAUGCCAGGUUGCAGUAGUUCUAAUCACACACCAUGCUUGCAAAGAAAGAUAUUAGAUUACUUUGCUGGAGUCGAUAAUAAUUCCAUGUACAAGAAGUUGGAUCAAAGCAGUCCUUUUUUGCGGGCAGAUAUAAAGGUCUUUCUACAGAGCAAUUCACAGGCCAAAUUCACGCCAAGAGCCAUUGCAAGGAUAAUGCACGGCAUUGCAAGCCCAGCCUAUCCUUCCGCUGUUUGGUCUAAAACUCAUUUCUGGGGACGGUAUAGGCAUGCGGACUUUCAGGCGGUGAUGGAAGCCGCAAAGGAAGAACUCAAGAAUUUUGUUGGAAAAGACGGCAGCUCUAGCCAUUUAAGAUAAGGUUUACCAUCUGAUUGGCAAAUAGAUUCGGAUUCCAUGGUGCUAAUGCACAUGCAUAUUUUGAAACAGAAGCUAAGUUGUUAUUGAACUAUCCAAUUGUUAGAUAUGAGUCAUGGCAUGAAUUAGGUGGGUAAGCUCCAUAGCCAUAGGUUGAAAACAGAAACAGUUUUACUGCUGCCUGAUUUGUGAACCCCAAGGUUUGCAUGUAAAAUGAAGUAAUCCACGUUGUACAAGACAUACUGGCUUGUAAAUAGUAAAGCAGUUUUGGUUAUA
This is a messenger RNA of Prosopis cineraria, 3268 nucleotides long. RefSeq names its product ATP-dependent DNA helicase Q-like 5. The record is from RefSeq and is a predicted model, not a curated record. Lineage: Eukaryota; Viridiplantae; Streptophyta; Magnoliopsida; Fabales; Fabaceae. Gene Ontology annotation, cellular component: nucleus; cytoplasm; chromosome. The transcript is spliced from 19 exons. Gene Ontology annotation, molecular function: nucleic acid binding; four-way junction helicase activity; ATP binding. Gene Ontology annotation, biological process: double-strand break repair via homologous recombination. The coding region runs from base 119 to 2995 and encodes 958 amino acids.